Messenger RNA from Sarcophilus harrisii (Tasmanian devil), 3752 nucleotides. It is a transcript of the gene VASN, whose product is annotated as vasorin. The record is from RefSeq and is a predicted model, not a curated record. Gene Ontology annotation, molecular function: protein binding. The transcript is spliced from 2 exons. Bases 962 to 2989 code for a protein of 675 amino acids. NCBI's taxonomy places the organism in Eukaryota, Metazoa, Chordata, Mammalia, Dasyuromorphia, Dasyuridae.
CUAGCCCCGCCGAGGGCUCGGGGGCUGCGCGGGGGCUCCGCGCCGGGCUCCUCUCCUGCCCGGCUCCGGAGCCCGCCCCGCGCGGCCCGGGAGGGGAGGGGAGCGGAAAAUCUUGCUGACACAGCCCGCGGACUGGGCAGACUCCAAGAGAGUGGAGACUUAUCCAGAAACGGGGAUAACUUACGCGCGCGCGCGCGCACACACCUGGACGCCUCUGGAAACUUGGUGGCUCGGCUCUGCCCGGGUCACUGACCGGCGCGGCUCGGGCCGUCCCGAGGCUGUGCCUGUGUACACACCGCACACACGUAGGCAGACAGACCAAACGCCCGCACCGCGCGCCGCCCGCCUUCCGCAGGCUCCCCCACGUUUAUGAAUUAAAGUCCGCUGGGACGGCCGGGAGGCGCCCGUCUCCCUUGGCUCCUCCUGUCCGGGUUCCCGGGUGGGCGCGGCGGGAGGGCUGCUCCUCUCUCUGCGAGCAAAAGCAGGCGAUCUGAAGCCAGGGGCUGGCUGUCUCCCCGGGUCCCCGCCUCGGCCUUAGCUGAGAAACCCCUUUUGGCAGCCCUGCCUCGGCGCUCUCAGAGCCUGUGAACCUGGACUGGUACUGGGGUCCGAGGCAGGGACGCUGAGGAGCUCCCUUCCACCCCAGCCCUUCCAUCUCUGCGAAGGAACAGCCUCGGGGGUCUCUGGCAAGUGUAAUAAUUCCAGGUUCCAAACUUAACGAUCCAGCGCCCUUAUCACUUGCCCCCAUCGGAGCCACCACCGAAACCCUGAUAAGAUCCAACUGCCUUGGCCACUGCUGAAUGGCCCCAACAGGGAAGUAGCAGCAUUCCCAGACCAGGAACUAUACACCCCUCUCUCCGAUUAUUAAUGAUUACAAUUCUGGGAGGCACUCGCUGCGCAGCAACAGGGUUUCUGGGUUCCCUGGUUUCUUCCUGUCCAGCAGUUCCAGCAGGGUCAAACCAUGACCGCCGGGUUAAGGAAGAUCCUGCUGCCGCCGCCGCUACUGCUACUACUGCUGCUUUGCCAGGGUGCCCAGGUGCAAGGAUGCCCCGCAGGCUGCCAGUGCAACCAGCCACAGACUGUCUUCUGUAUUGCCCGGAAGGGCACCACAGUCCCUCACGAUGUGCCCCCAGACACAGCCGACCUGUACGUAUUUGAGAAUGGCAUCACCACCCUGGAUUCAGGAAGCUUUGUGGGCCUCCCUGCCCUGCAGCUGCUUGACCUGUCCCAGAACCAGAUUGCCAUUCUCCAGGGGGGAGUCUUUCAGCCCCUUGCCAACCUCAGCAACCUGGACCUCUCCUCCAAUCAGCUGCAGGAGAUCACCAAUGAGACGUUCCGGGGCCUCCGCCUGCUGGAGCGCCUCUACCUGUCCCACAACCGCAUCCACCACAUCCAGGUGGAUGCCUUCGACACCCUGGAGAGCCUUCUAGAGCUGAAGCUGGAAGACAACCAGCUCCACGUGCUGCCCCCUUUGCGCCUGCCUCGCCUGCUGCUGCUGGACCUCAGCCACAACCGAAUCCCGGCCCUGGAGGCGGGCACCUUUGGGAUGAGCAACAUAGAGUCGCUGAAGCUGGCCGGCCUGGGGCUGAGCCGCCUGGAGGAGGAGCUGUUCGCGGGCCUCCGGAACCUGCACGAGCUGGACGUCUCCGAGAACCAGCUGGAGGCAGCCCCGGCCAUGCUGCGGGGGCUCCGGGGCCUGACCCGCCUCACUCUGGCAGGGAACACCCGCAUCACCCAGCUGCUGCCCGACGACCUGGAAGGCCUGACCAACCUGCAGGUGCUGGACCUCAGCAACCUGAGCCUGCAGGGCCUGCCCCGGGACUUCUUUAGCCGAUUCCCCCGGCUCCGAGAAGUCACGGCUGCCCGGAACCCCUUCAACUGCGUGUGCCAGCUGAGCUGGUUUGGGCAGUGGGCCAGAGAGAGCCGGGUGAUGCUCUGGAGCCCCGAUGAGACGAGGUGCCACUUCCCCCCCAAGAACGCAGGGAAGCUCCUGCAGCACCUGGACUACGCCGACUUUGGCUGCCCGGCCACCACGACCACCGCCACCACGGCCCGGCCUUCCACCCCCUGGCCCACGCUGCCCCUCACCAGCCUGCCACCAGUGGCACCCAGCACACAGGUGCCCACGGCGGCCCCUCCGGGCGGGGACGGCCCCAGCCCGCCCUCUGCUGCGGCACCCACCGGCAGCACGGGCGCCCAGCCCGAGGGCUGCCCCGCCCACACCUGUCUCAACGGCGGCACCUGCCGGCUCAGCACCUGGCACCACCUUGAGUGCUUGUGCCCCGAGGGCUUCUCGGGCCUCUACUGUGAAGCAAAGACCAAGUGGCCCACCGAGCCGCCGCCCACCAGGCUGCCAGUGCGGGUCCCCCAGCUCGGCAUCGAGCAGGUGAGCGCCACCGCCCUGCGGGUCAGGCUGAAGAACUACACCCAGAACAAGGCCCAGCUCAAGGGCCUGCGGCUGACUUACCGCAACCUCUCGGGCCCCGACAAAAGGCCCGUGACCCUCAGCCUCCCUGCCACGCUCUCAGACUACACGGUCACCCAGCUACGGCCCAACGCCACUUACUCCAUCUGCAUCGGGCCCCUGGGCGGCGCGCGCGGACCCGAGGGCGAGGAGGCCUGCGGAGAGGCCCGCACUGCCCCAUCUGUGCGCUACAACCACGCCCCCGUCACGCAGGGCAAGGAGGGCAACCUGCCGCUCAUGAUCGUGCCCGCCCUGGCGGCCCUGCUCCUGGGGGUGCUGGCCGCCGCGGGGGCCAUGUACUGCCUGCGCCGAAGGCAGGCCCAGGACAAGGCGCGAGGCCAGCGCGGGGCAGAGGCCGGGCCCAUGGAACUGGGCGGGGUGAAGGCCCCGCUGGAGGACCCGGGCUCCAAGGUGCCUGAGGGCGGCGGGGUGCCAACAGCGGGCUCUGAGUGCGAAGUGCCGCUCAUGCACUACGCCGCUGGCAAUAACAACAGGGCCCCCGUUCCCAAGCCCUCCUACUUCUGAACCCUGCCUACUCAAGGGAGCCACCGGGCUCCGAGGGCUUUCUCCGGCAGCCCCGCUGUACCCUGGCCACGCAGGCUGUGAGGUGUGCGGCGGUCAGCCCCGGGCGGCAAGAAGGGCCCCGGGCUGGGAGUUAGGAGCCCUGGCUCUGCCGCAAACUGCUGCGCUCUCUGGACCUCAGUUUCCUCAUCUGUAAAAUGAGGGCAUUGGGCUUGAUGAUCUUCAGGAUCAUUCCAGCUUUGUAGAGUCUCUGAUCUUAGCUCCCCUCACCCAUCCCCAACGAGAUGCAAUCUCCUGGAGUCACACAGCCUCACCCUCCUCUGUACCCUCUCUCAUGUCCGCAAGCCUCCUGGGGUGGGGAGGGCCUGGGGGGCCCCCUGUGUGCUGGUAACACAGGCGCGAGCUUCUCAGGGGGUAGCUCCUGCCGACUCCCCUCCUCCUGAGAGGUCUUGGGGGGAGGAGAGGGGAGGGUACAAAAAAUGAAGGAAAUCUUGGGGGAGUUGGAGUAGGGUCCGGGCAGGGAAGAUACUCCUCAAAGGUGUGGACUGCAGCUUCAGCCGUGAGGAAGUGAAGGAACAAAAGAAACUGGAAAGAAGAUUAAGGACUUUUUUUUUUUUUUGGAAAAAAUAUUUAUAUCAUAUUCUUUCCCAUUUCUUCUGGGAAAGCACUUUUCAAACCCAGAGGCAAGGACUUUGGUUUUUGUAAGACAGAUGAUGACAUGAAGGCUUUUUGUAAUAAAAAGAAAUAAAUGAAAUAAAAUCAGACA